Molecule: messenger RNA, 2364 nt
Organism: Diaporthe amygdali
Lineage: Eukaryota; Fungi; Ascomycota; Sordariomycetes; Diaporthales; Diaporthaceae
Product: beta-glucosidase d
Exons: 2
Coding region: 1-2364 (787 amino acids)
Biological process (GO): glucan catabolic process
Molecular function (GO): beta-glucosidase activity
Source: RefSeq, a predicted model, not a curated record
AUGAUGCCUAAGCCAUCAGCCAAGGCCUGGCUACUGGCCAUCCUCUCUUUUGCUACUGGCACAUUGGGUGAUGCUUCAGCUAACUAUACUGAGCAGCUUCUGAGCUCUGGCACAAUCAAGCUUGGCGAGUGGCAGGAUGCCUACGACAAAGCCUCCGCCUUCGUCAGCACGCUCACGACUUCCGAGAAGAUUUCACUCAUCACGGCCGGAGAUGCCGGAAACUUCACCGCACUAAACAUGCUGGACUCGGCCACGAACCCGCUGGCUUACUAUUAUGUUACGACUUGGCCGGCUGGCUUAGCUAUGGCAAUGACAUGGGACACUGAAGCAGCCUACGGACAGGGCGAAGGAGUCGGUGCCGAGUUCAAGGGCAAGGGUGUCCAUCUUGCCUAUGGGCCGACCCUCCAGCCCUUGGGUCGUUCUGCUUGGUGUGGGCGCACAGGAGAGUCGUAUGGCCUAGACAGCUACCAUGCUGGUGUUAUGGCUGGUGCUAUCGUGAAGGGAAUGUCUGCCGCAGGAGUUAUCCCUUCAGCCAAACAUUACAUACUGAACGAGCAGGAGACCAACCGCAUGGGUUCAGGUAGCAGCAUGGGUGGUGGUGGAGGCGGUGGCUCGCCUCCCGAUGGAGCUCCAGGAGGCAACGCGACUCUCACAACCCGCCAGACCGCAGACAACACCACCUCAAGCUCCUCGUCCGAUGACUCCGGAUCCUACAGCGUCCAGAUCGGCGACAAGGCAUUCCAUGAGACUUACCUCGCCCCCUUCUACGACACGGUCAAGAAUGGAAUGGGCGGAGCCAUGUGUGGCAUGAACAAGGUGAAUGGAACCUACAGCUGCGAGAGUCAGGAUCUACUGGCAAAAUAUCUCAAGACCGAGCUAGGCUUCCCAGGAAUCGUGCACGCGGACGUCUCGGCACAAAAGACAGGUAUCAACGCGGCGAACGCAGGAAUGGACCUUUCUUCCAGCUCCUACUGGUCGAAUGACACACUCGGGGUCGGCCUCACAAACGGUAGCUUUACAUCUGAACGGCUGGACGACAUGGCUAUUAGGAACCUGAUGGGUUAUUACCACCUCAACCAGGACCAAGGUUAUCCCAGCUUGGCUGGAAAGACAGACUAUCGCGAUGUCCGGUCAAACCACAGUGCCCUUGCCAGGAAAUACGCAUCCGAAUCAAUCGUGCUGCUGAAAAACACCAACAACGCACUACCCCUGACGAAUAAGACGAGCAUCAGCAUCUUCGGCACUCACGCCGCCCCGCGUUACGUUGGAGCCAACACGGCGCUAUCCGUGUACAAUGGCGAACCUGACACCAUGUCAGGCCACAUGACAACUGUCGGCGGCUCGGCCAUGGGCUCGCUGGCGUACGUGACGACGCCGGUGCAGCUGUUCGUCCAGCGCGCCGCGACGGAUGGCUUUAUGCUGCGCUGGUGGCUGAAUGACACCGUCUCGGAGACCAGCAGCGGAAUGAUGGGCAGCGGGACGGAGCUGACGGAGACAACGGUGGGCGUGGCCGACAGCUCCGAUGCCUGUGUUGUGUUCAUCAACGCCUGGGGCGGCGAAGGUGCAGACCGCACGGAACUGUACAACACCGAGCAGGACAGCCUAGUCACCACGGUCGCAGAUAACUGUAACAACACGGUUGUCGUGGUGAACACCGUCGGCCCGCGUCUGCUGGACGCCUGGAUCGAGCAUGAGAACGUCACUGGUGUUCUUUACGCCGGCGCGCUGGGCCAGGAGUCUGGAAAUGCUAUCGAUGAUGUGCUCUUUGGGUCUGUGAACCCGUCUGGACGACUGGUUCACACCAUUGCGAAGAACGAGAGCGAUUACAACCCCGACACCAUCAUCAGCGACAGCGAGCUGGAGCUGAACUUUACUGACGGGAACUUCAUCGACUACAAAUAUUUUGACAAGUACAACAUCACUCCCCGCUACGAGUUUGGUUACGGCCUCAGUUAUGCCACGUUCGACUACUCGUCGACCAUUUCAGUCGACUCGAGCAAUCUCACGUCUGGAUACGCUACUGGAGACAAGGCUGUUGGCGGACGAGAGGAUCUAUGGGAUGUUGUUGCUACCGCGAAGACAUCCAUCAGCAACACCGGCAGCGUGGCGGGGGCUGAAGUCGCACAGUUGUACAUUUCCUUCCCCGAUGCUGCUGGCGAGCCCGUCAGGCAGCUUCGUGGGUUUGUGAAGGUCACAAUCGAGCCUGGUCAGAGCGCGGAUGUCACUUUCAACCUACGCCGUAGAGAUUUGAGUGUUUGGGAUGUGGCAGGACAAGAGUGGGAGGUCGUGAAGGGCGAAUAUACACUCUAUGUUGGAGCUAGCAGUCGGGACUUCAAAGCAACGACCACUUUGACCGUCUCGUAG